AUGUUCUCCUUUCCCCGAGCGACCGCAGAAGACACAUUAUCGGCGGUGUCGCUCGGAUGUGGCGGAAGUGCGAUGGACUUCAAUCUUCCGGAGGAGAUUCUUUCAGUGAUACCCACGGACCCUUACGAGCAGUUAGAUAUGGCUCGUAAGAUAACGUCCAUGGCGAUUGCAUCAAGAGUGUCCAAUAUGGAGGCGGAGAUGGCCAGGAUGAGGGAUAGCUUGUGUCAAAAGGAUCGUACCAUUUACGAUUUGGAAGAGAAACUCUCAAGGUUGCAGCAAGCCAAUCAGGAAGCUGAUUCUAGAUUAAAGCUUGCCUUCGCUGAAAAUGUUAAGCUUUCAAAGGAGCGUGAUUCGUUGGCAAUUACUGCAAGGAAACUUAGCCGUGAUUUAGCUAAGUUGGAGACUUUUAAGCGACAGCUGAUGCAAUCUCUCAGUGAUGACAAUGCAUCUCAAGAUGAAACAGUUGAUAUUGGGACCUGUGACCAGCCAGUCCCAAAAGCCUAUCCUUACAAGGAUGAUAUCAGUGACUGCACAUCAAAUCAUUCUUUCAACGGUUUGACAGGCAUGGGAAAUACAUUUGAUGAAGCAACAAGACAUGCUGGGCAAAGAUUUUCUAUAACUCCAUAUAUCACGCCACGGCUUAGUCCUACUGGAACUCCUAAAAUUAUAUCCACAAGUAUAUCCCCUAAGGAUCAUUCUGCCGCUCUGUCUCCCCAAAGAAGUUCUGCUACAACAUCUCCGACAAAGACUAGUUAUGAUGGGCGGACUUCACUCUCCUCAUGGUACUCAUCAAGCCAGCAGUCAUCUAGAGCUAACUCUCCUCCUCGUGGGCAUUCACUGCCAGUACGGACUCGAAUUGAUGGAAAGCAGUUCUUCCGUCAGGCCAGGAGUCGCCUUUCCUAUGAACAGUUCAGUGCAUUUUUAACUAACAUCAAGGAACUAAAUGCUCAGAAGCAAACCAGAGAGGAUGCUUUGAGGAAGGCAGAGGAGAUAUUUGGGACAGAUAACCAAGAUCUAUUUUUAUCAUUUCAAGGAUUGCUAAAUCGCAAUGUUCGGUAGAUCUUAUAUUAUCUCUUGUUGAGAUAAUUUACCAUUACUGGUUUGUCUACUUCUGGACAUCAUCUGUAUGGUUGGCAUAUUUAUUCACAAUAUUGGCCAUAUUCUUGAGGUGCACCCUUAACUAUAUAAAGGCCUGGCCAUAGACUAAUCUGUUAUAAGACUCAAUAUCAGUUCAUGAGUCAUAGAAACCUAUUAUCUUCGUAUGUGAUAGAUAACCUUUCGCCAAUAUUGCAUGCUCCGAUAAAUAGUUGGCUAA
Messenger RNA from Hibiscus syriacus, 1315 nucleotides. RefSeq lists its product as uncharacterized. Bases 1 to 1059 code for a protein of 352 amino acids. The record is from RefSeq and is a predicted model, not a curated record. NCBI's taxonomy places the organism in Eukaryota, Viridiplantae, Streptophyta, Magnoliopsida, Malvales, Malvaceae. The transcript has 9 exons.